AUGGAAAUAGAAUUGAUGGAUGAGAGUGAUUUAGAAAAUUACGAUUUAAAUAAUAUAUUAGACAACGAUGAGGAAAAUGAUGACAUAAUAGCAGAAGUUGAAAAGGCAGAUUGCAUUGAAUAUGAUGAUCCGUUGACAAGUACUGUUGUCAAAGGACAAUGGGUCUUGGUCAAGUUUGCCUUAAAAACUAGUGUUAAACACUAUGUUGGGGUGGUUACAGAAUUAAAUUGUGAAGGAAAACCAACAAUCAAUUAUGUCAGAAAAAGUAGACACAGAGGGAGCGAGGACAAAACUAUGUUUGUUUUCCCACAAGUACCUGACAUAUGCGAGCUCAGACAUCUAGAAGAUAUUGUAUGUAAACUACCAGAUCCAAUGACAGGUCGAAGAGGACAAAUAUUUUUCAAAAUUACCUUUCAUGGCUAUAACGUUCAGUAG
Molecule: messenger RNA, 435 nt
Organism: Parnassius apollo (apollo)
Lineage: Eukaryota; Metazoa; Arthropoda; Insecta; Lepidoptera; Papilionidae
Source: the annotation of a GenBank genome assembly